GCCGUGUCCGAAACGGGCUUCCAGAGCUACGGCUACGUCUAUUGUCAGCGCGUCUCCGCGUAUUUUCAAAGGGCACAGACCUUAGACCUAGCUCUAGGCAGUUGAUUCGGAUGCAGCCUUAGUCUCACUUUUUCCCUUUACCACGAGAGGUCGGUAGACGUGUGUAAUGAAAGUGGCACACUUGACAUGCUUGACUUGUUGAACUUGAAUUGAAACGCGCUGAAAAUGGUUGUUUGCAAAUAUUAUAUGAAAGGAGAUUGUAAGUUUGGUAAUCAAUGCCGCUUUGAACACCCGAGGGGAGGUUCAGGAGGAGGAGGUUACUCUGGUUACGGAGGCGGAGGUUACCAGAGUUAUGGAGGUGGUGGGAGCUAUGGUUCCAGGGGCAGUGGUAACUAUGGUAACAAUGGCCAGCAACAAUCCAACUAUAAGAACCCCUAUGUGUAUCAUAAAGACACAAGUGGAGGGCGCAACUAUGAUGGGCGUGGCCAAGGUGGUGGUGGAGGCGGAGGAGGAGGAGGAACAAAGAAAGUGGUGUUCAGAGAUUCAUUUGGCAGUUUUGGAGGAAAUCAGAAUCAAUUUGGUGCCUUGAGCAACCUCAGUGACCAGACGCCUAAUGAUGACAUCAAAGAGCAGGAUAUAUUGGACGCCAUUAAGCAUGAUAUUGAUGAAUGGGAAGGCAGUAAGAUCUGGCCAUUAUCCAGCUACAGACCCAACAAGUCACGGUGUGGAUGUGUGCCAGGGUUUGAAGACAUCUCACCCGAUGAAGUCAGGUUCCUGGCCUACACUGCUGAGAAGGAGAAUAAGUUUGAUCAACACAAAGCAUCCUUUGCAUCAGUCCUAGGCAUUUACAAGAGACAACGAGACAUGUUGAGGAAGCCAUCUACAGAUAUGAAAGCACAACUGAUAAAUGUUUUCAGAGGUGGUCAGACGUCGGGGUCUAUCUUUGGCAACACUGAGUCUACUGUACAGAUUCUGUAUAGUACCUUACCAGGUGGAAGUAGUCAAGCGUUAGGAGCAAGUACCUUUGGAAGCACUUCAACUGGCUUUGGAUCCAAGUCAUCAUCCAACUCUUCAGGAUUUGGAGGCGGUACCUUCGGGAACACCCAACCUGGGAAUUUAGGGGGUACUUUUGGGACUCAAGGACAGAGUGGAGGUGGUGCAAGUGCCGGACUGUUUGGCAAACCAGCUUCAACUGGGGCUACUGGAACCGGACUCUUUGGUAAACCAGCCUCAACUGGAACAACAGGAACCGGACUCUUUGGUAAACCAGCCUCUGAUGGCACAACGGGAACCGGACUCUUUGGCAAGCCGGUUGCAGUUGGUAUAAAUGACAGUGGUGGCAGCAGUGGGAUGUUUGGAAGUGGUGGAAGCACCGGUCAAACAGGCCUGUUUGGAAAGCCAGCAGCAUUUGGGAGCUCUCAAUCAAGUUCCUUUGGAAUGACCCAGGGUGAUUUUGGAAGCAGUUCGAGUGGGGGUGCAGGAGCCUCUUCUAGAUCCCAAGGAAGCACCUAUACUCCUCUCAGUGAACUCACACCUGAAGAGAAGGAGCAAUUUGAAGCUACAUCCUUCACCUUAGGGAAGGUGCCAUCAAGGCCACCACCUAUGGAGCUGUGUAGGUGACAAACGAUAGUCUUAGUCGUGUAGGACAGACUGUAUAUAUUCAUUGUCACACGAUGUAAGAAACUGUAGGACUCUAUGAAUUUCUCAAAGAAUUUUCAAAAUUUUAUCAUGGCACUUGAAUGGAAUUUUUUUUUACUUUUUACAAAUUUUAAGAAAUAUAAUACAUGUAAUUCCAUGACAAAAGAUCAUAAAAUGAUGUGGAUAUCAAUAUAUUGACUCAGUACUUAUAGCAUGUGUAUCAAAAUUUGGAUCCCAAAUAUUAAAACUCUUAAGUUUCUGAUCAUUGAAUGACUGGUAAUGAGAUAUAAUUCUGCUCGAUACUUUUUGGCCAUGUUGGUCUGUUUGUCCAACAAUUGAAAAAAUUGUGUCCUUUGAAAAGUUGGAAAUGAAAUGCCUUUGUUACUUUAUUCUGCUCUCGGUUCCUUUAAUUUUCUGUUCAAAAUGUACUGUUUUUCAAAAAGAUGUGUACACAUGUGAAUUGUGAUACUCAAUAAUACCAACUCUAAGGAAUACUCUUAUUCACUUUA
Patiria miniata (bat star) is the source of this 2147-nucleotide messenger RNA. RefSeq names its product nucleoporin NUP42-like (gene nup42). The coding region runs from base 226 to 1620 and encodes 464 amino acids. Gene Ontology annotation, molecular function: metal ion binding. NCBI's taxonomy places the organism in Eukaryota, Metazoa, Echinodermata, Asteroidea, Valvatida, Asterinidae. The transcript is spliced from 6 exons. The record is from RefSeq and is a predicted model, not a curated record.